GUUAGUACUGUAUUGCGCACAUACACCGUAUACCAGCGACACGUGGGAAUAGUCAUAAAGAUUACUCAAGGUUUCGUGCACCUCCGCUGCCAUGCAAUGGAGGGGCGAGAACUUGAUCCAUAUGAGCAGCAACUGUUGGCUGUGUUUGAAAGCUGUGAUCAGGAUAAGUCUGGGAGUUUGGAUGGUCAUGGACUAGAACAACUCUGUGAAAAAUUGCAGCUUGAAGAGCAAGGCUUUGAAUUAAUGAAAUGUUUGCUUGGAAGUUCUUCUCCCAACAAAAAGGUGACAUUUGCUGAAUUCAGAGAUGGUCUUCUUGCUCUUUUGGGUGAAGAUCAAGGUGAGCAAGCAAACAGAAGAGAAGCAGGAGGCAGGGGGUCACCAGAACGAGAGGUUUCCCCCAAGUUUGUAUUUGGGAAAAAGAAAUAUGGGCGUCGGUCUCGCCCAGAAAGCACAGAUCAAGAUUUGACAGUUGAACAUGAUGAAAAUUCAGAGGACUCAGAUUUGGAGAUAUUUGUGCCUGUUGAAGACAGAACCAAAGAAAUCACAAUGAGAUCAGUAACUGAAGCAUCUUCUCUUGAAGAUGAUGAGCAUGUAAAGAAACGGAAGACAGGUAUACACAUUCAAUUGGAUAGUAAAGGAACUUCUCUUGCAGGAACCCAGAAUUCAGGUAUGGCAGAAGUCAGUGUACCUAGCUGGCGGGUAAAAACACAGCUUUCUGAGUUAUGUUAUGAGAAUGCUGCUCCAACUCUGGGCCAUGUUGGUGAGAAUGAGGAAGAGUGCCUUAGAGCUGCUUGGGAAAGACUUGGUGUUGGCAAGCAUGGUUUCCUCGACAAAGGAGAACUUGCCCUUGUCUGUGAAUGCAUUGGCAUGGAGAAGGUAGCAGAGGAAGUUAUCCAACAGUUGUUUGAAAAACUGGAUGUUGAUUGUGAUGGCCGCAUUAGUUUUGAUGAAUUUCUGCUUCUUUUUCGAAGUGGUGGAAGUUGGGUUCAGCCAGCUGUUCCCACACAGGUACAUAUGGGAGACAGGAAAACUAACAGAGGAAUGCUGGGAGCAGACUUUCAACAGUGUUCAGACAAUCCUAAUGAACACCAAACUUUGGGAUCUUCAUCAGACCAAGAUCCACGAUUCUUGUCUCUGGAUCCAAACAGUGCUGGGCUUGUGAAUGCAGAGAUCAUAGUAGAGAUGUGGGAGGCAGCUGGCAUUCCAGGUCCAUCUCGUUUGUUGCAAGAUUUGGGUUUCAGCGAUUCACAGCGACUCAAUAUAACAGAGUUGGUGGCAGUCCUAGAAGAGGAGCUGCGCUCGUUAGCUGAGGAAAGGAGAAACGAUGAUGCUGCUGGAGCCAGGGUCAGUUCCUGUUCUCCACAUGAAAUUUUACUUCAAGCAACAUUAGCUCUCUACCACACAGAAGUUCGUUGUCUGAAAUUGUCCCUGGAGCAUAUGAGUGGUGAGCGUGACAAACUUCGGGCUGAUAUAAUGGAUGCCAAUCAGAGAGCUUCUCUUCUUGCACAGGAAGUUGAUGACCAUCAUGCUCGACUCGAGAAAUCUAGUCAACUUCAAAUCAAACUGUUAGAACAGCGGCAUGCAGAACAGCUGAAGGACCUAUCAGAACAGCUCGGAUCAGAUAGAGAACAGCUUGCUGUCCAGAACUUAUCCCUGGAGAAACAGGUGUCCACGCUCCAAGAGGAGGAAUCUCGAUUAAGGUUACAAGUUACCACGCUGCAGUCGGAAAACGAAGUUUUGGAGAAGGAAAACCAUAACCUUACAGAGCAUUUGUCAAAGUCAGAAGAAAUGAGGAUGCAGCUGCAAAAGGAAUUGGAGUCUCUGGCUGGGCUUCAGCAGCGGCUAAGUGAACUGGAAGGCUGUCAUGAACAGGAACAGAUGCAACCAUUGCUUCAGAAACUUGGUGAACUUCAAGCUGAGAACACUAGACUUCGAGAUCGUAAUGAUGAGCUAACAGUGGAAGUUGAGGCCCUUACUGCUAAGCUGGCAUCCUUAAAGACCAAAAAGUCCCCUGUAAUUCAACCAACUUGUGAGGCUGUGGAUGGAGUGACAUCAGUAGAAGGAAGUGGGAUUCCUUGUGGAGCAUCUGCAACUAAGAGGCGGGGUAACUCUCCCUUGGCUUUGGCUACUGAAGAUAGCUCUGAGGAGGAGAGCCCUCGCUUGGGCAAAGUGCGCCGCUGCUGUGAUGGUAGUGGUGACAGCCAAGAUGCUUCGCUUGAGGCUGUCAAUAUGGAAGGUCUUCAGAUCCAUCCUCUUGGUCAUGGUGAAAGUGGAGUGGAAACUGACUUAGAUAUUGAUGAUUAUACAGAUUCUAGUUUUGGGGGAGAGUGUAAACUAAAGGACCAUCAUUGCAGUGAGUGGGCCAACAGUGAAAUGUUGCCAUUAGUGUCUGACAGACAGGAGUCAGAAUUGAUAGCAAACUUGAAGGCCUAUAUUGCAAACUUAGAGCAAGAACUGAAACUGAAAAGUGAGAAACUCGUGGUUUGCGAGACAGAACGAAGCACACUGAAGGCGAAUCUAAGCAAGAAACCUCACUGUGUAGCUGUAGAAGAACCAGACAAACAGAAGUCUGUGAAGCAAAUGAAGGGUCAGUUGAAACAGGUGUUUCAAGUUAUUCGAAAGCAAGUCCUACAAGAAUUAUUGGAAGAAGGUGACAGUGUGUCUAGUCUGAAGGAAUAUUACAAUAGCCAUAACCAAAGAAAUGGACAAUUUGAUCUUCCAGACAUGACUGAUGAUGGCAAUAUGUCCAAAGUUACCAAUCUUCCUAAUCUGCAAUCCUCAGUCCCAUCAUCAGUGAAUGGAAUGAUCCCUGAUCCCCUAGACAAUACCAAAGAUGUUGAACAGUUAGAAAAACACUGUAGGGACCUAAAGUCGCAAUUAGAUCUAGUUAAGAUUGAAAUUGUGAAAAUUAUAUCUGAAAAGAACGCUUGUUCUAAAGAAAAUUGUGCCUUGAAGAUUCACAUAUCAGAUCUGAAGAAUCGGCUGCCUAUGGAUGAAGUACUUAAAGAUGUUUCUUGUUUUCUGUCAUCUCAAGAUGAUCAUGCAUUGGACAGAUCUCAGGAAGUGUCCAGUGUUCUAGGAGGCACAAGUGAUGUAACUAAAUGUACAAGAUCUGAUGACAAUGAUGUUGCAAUAAACAAGUCAGUUUCGGGGAAACAAGUGACCUUGGAAGUUAGCAGAGUGAAGGGUAUUGAAAUGGAGGCAGUGAAAAUGGACACUAAUGUGACCAAUUUAAUGGAAGGUAAUGAGAAACAUAGUAAAGAAUUGGUGAUAGGUAAGGAGAAUGAUUGUAAUGAGAAGGAAAAGUUUGAUUUACCCGAAAAAUCUAGAGAACAAAGCAACGUAAAAUGUUGUGCCUCAAAUUUAGUGCUGCAAGUAGAAGAUUUGUCAAAGAACUUGAAGAGAGAAGAGGAGGCACAUGUAAAAGAAAUCACAGAUUUGCAGGAGCGAUGCUGUGAGUUGGAGAGCAGUCUGGAAUUAUUACGUCAGGAGUAUGAGAAAUGUGAAGACUACUGGUCAAACAAACUGGAGGAAGAACGCCAUCUCUAUGACCAGGAACAGCAGCUUAGUGAUGAAAAAUUUUCAGAACUGAUGUCCAAGAUAAGAGAAUAUGAGGAAAUGUUUGGUGCCCAAGAAGAUAACAGCGUUGACAGUGACAGGCUGUCAACAAUAGAGGAGAGAGGCAGUCUUGAGAAGCAGCAAUUCCGAGAAGAGUUCACAGAUUUGGAAGAAGAGUUUGAAGAAUUCAAGCAGAAGGUUGAGCUGGAGCAAGCAGGGAAGGAGGAGGAAUUAUCUCAACUCAGAGGACUACUGAAGGCCAUGGAGCAACAAAAUAAGCACACAGACAAGCUGAAUGUGGCUGUGCAAGUUUCUGAUUUGGAGAAUGGAAGUUGGGAGAGUGAUCGCAAGUUUGUUGUGGAAUUGGAUGGUGCAAGGAAAGCAAUCCAGUACGAGAGAGAGUCGCAGAGACUCAGCAAGGUUGCUGGCCCAGUGAACGGUUACAGUAGUAUCAGGUCCAGACCUUUGGCUGGCAGUAGAUCAACUUCUCCACAGAGUGGGCCAAGUACAUUUCCUGAUAAUGCAGAUCUGCGGACUGAACUGAUUCAUCUUCAUAAUAUUAAGCAGCAGUUGGAUGAGGAAUGCCAUGUACUUCGCCACCAGAAAGAAGUAUUAGUACAGGAUGUUUUGGAAAUGCAAACCGGAAAAUCCUACUUCCAAAAUGGCGGUGCUGGAAUCCCUCCACACUGGGCAUCUGGUGCCAAGGUUCGUGGCCAGGCAUGUCGAAUUGACCUCAAUAUUCUGCAAGCUCUGAAUGCUCGACUCCGGCAGCAAGAACAGCAGUGUCAUCAUCUGGAGGUUGCUCUUAAACAGCAGCAGCAGCAGAGUGAAAUCAUCCUGAAGCGUUCACUGCAGGAACACAAAGAAAAGGUUGCAUCUUUGCAGACAGCAUUACAAAUAACCCAGGAGAAACUGAAUAAGCAGACAUCAGUGUGCAAGGAGCAAGUGGAUCGUCUAGCAAGAACUGACAUUCUGGUGAAAGAUUUAUAUGUUGAGAAUGCUUGUCUUGUAGCUGCAGUUCAGCGGCUGGAGCAGCAUUGUCAUGUGUUGGUCCAGAUGGCUCCAGACUCCAGCUCUGUUUGAAUGUGGUUGAGCCUCCUACAGAUCUAAAUGGUUAGAGUAAAUGUGAGGGAAAGCUAUUACAAAGUAUUUUGAAAGUAUGGUGCUGCCAAAGUGACUCAUAAGUAGAGGAAGUCUUUUGUAAUAGAUUAUUUUAGACUUAAUAUAUGUGCAAAUUAAAUAUCUUUGUAAUUCAUAUAUAUUAGAGAAAUAUUCGGAAAUUAGUUUUUCCCAGUAUUAGUACACAGGUGUAUCAAACCAAAUAUUUGAAUUGUUAAAAAUGUAUAUCUAGAAAAAUAAUUUACCUUUGGAAUGAAAGAUCAGUAAUAAUCUAACAAUUUCUUGUUAGAUCUUGCUGUUUUCUGUUUCGAUUCGUGCACAGCUUAUGUCUUUACUGUGAUUUUUGCUUGCUUAACUAUUUCCUCCUCUACCCUAUUAUUUUCCUUGCCAUUCCACCUCAGUUUCUCCUUCUCUCUCCAUUCCCAUACCUAUGAUACCUCCACUUCUUCAUCCCUUUCUGCUCUCUUAGACAGAUCAGUAGCACCUCAACUUCUUCAUAUGAUAGUCUUCUUAGUUAUGAACCCUGUAGUAUGGUAUGUGGCUACCAAUUUUCAGUAGAAAAUACUGUCUCCAUCUUCAGUGUGGGAGUAGUCAGGAUGUUCCUGCAAAAUGCUGGUAACCCCAUAUCACAAUGAAUGGUGUCAUAAUUAUAAAAUCAAAAUAUGAAUCACCACUAUCAUCGACACCUCUGUUUACUUAAAAAAAAAUAAAGCUAUCCCCAUACCAGGCCAUGAAGACCCAUAGGGUUGUGAGAAGUUGAGGGUC
Molecule: messenger RNA, 5442 nt
Organism: Cryptotermes secundus
Lineage: Eukaryota; Metazoa; Arthropoda; Insecta; Blattodea; Kalotermitidae
Gene: Bsg25D
Product: myosin heavy chain, non-muscle
Exons: 24
Coding region: 97-4641 (1514 amino acids)
Biological process (GO): microtubule anchoring at centrosome
Cellular component (GO): centrosome
Molecular function (GO): calcium ion binding
Source: RefSeq, a predicted model, not a curated record